ACAUUGUUUAUAAUCAUUUCAUUUCUUUUUUGGCUCUCAUAUAAUUUCAGGGAGAGAGAUAGUGACAAAGAUGGUAAGGUUAACUUCAAAGAGUUCUUUCAUGGGCUGUUUGACUUAGUGAGAAACUAUGAUGAGGAGAGUCAUGAUUCUUCUCAUCAUUCCGAGGAUUCACAAGAGUCUCCGGCUAAAAAGUUGUUUGCUGAGCUUGAUAAAGAUGGAGAUGGAUAUUUGUCAGACGCUGAAUUGCUACCUAUAAUUGGAAAACUUCAUCCAUCAGAGCGUUAUUAUGCCAAACAACAAGCAGAUUACAUCAUACAGCAGGCUGAUGCAGAUAAAGAUGGAAGGCUUACUUUAAAAGAGAUGAUUGAUAGCCCAUACGUGUUCUAUAGUGCAAUAUUUAACGAGGAUGACGAAGACUAUGAAUACCAUGAUGAGUUCCGUUAGUUCAGGGCUAGGAUGGCUCAAGUUACUCGUGUAUCAUACUUUUUAGUUUGGAAAUUUUUACACCAUGUGGUGAGACAUCAAAAUUUUAUUUAUCCGAUAGUUUUCUUUGUAAUCGCCGCCUUGAUCAACCAUUAUCGACAAUAUAACUUCCACUAUUUUGUAGAGGAAUUCUAGGGGGACAAACUUUGCAUUUAGCCAUCCAAUUUCUUUAUUUUCAGUGUCCCAAUUGUUUUUACGUUAUACCUUUGCAAUUCUAAACAUAAUUAUUUUUAAUCCUACCA
Nicotiana attenuata is the source of this 725-nucleotide messenger RNA. RefSeq names its product neurocalcin homolog. The record is from RefSeq and is a predicted model, not a curated record. The annotation marks the transcript as partial. The transcript has 4 exons. Gene Ontology annotation, molecular function: calcium ion binding. Lineage: Eukaryota; Viridiplantae; Streptophyta; Magnoliopsida; Solanales; Solanaceae. Gene Ontology annotation, cellular component: endoplasmic reticulum.